Molecule: messenger RNA, 2751 nt
Organism: Saprolegnia parasitica CBS 223.65
Lineage: Eukaryota; Oomycota; Saprolegniomycetes; Saprolegniales; Saprolegniaceae
Exons: 7
Coding region: 1-2751 (916 amino acids)
Biological process (GO): protein targeting to vacuole; Golgi to vacuole transport
Cellular component (GO): membrane coat; AP-3 adaptor complex; endosome membrane
Source: RefSeq, a predicted model, not a curated record
AUGUUUGAGAAGACGCUCGCGGACCUCGUCAAGGGGAUCCGGUCGUGCAAGGGCGAUGUCUCCGUGUACAUCUCGCAGUGCAUGCAGGAGAUCAAGAACGAGCUCAAGGCCAACGACCCCUUCAUCAAGGCCCAGGCCAUCCGCAAGCUCACCUACCUCAACAUGCAGGGCUACGACAUGGGCUGGGCGGCCUUCCACGUCGUCGAGGUCAUGAGCUACGAGCGCUUCGCCCACAAGCGCAUCGGGUACCUCGCCGCGGGCCAGUCCUUCACGCAGGCCACGGACGUCGUCCUGCUCUGCACGAACCUCUUCAAGAAAGAGUUUGGCUCGGUCAACGAGUUUGAGGUCGGCCUCGCGCUCAACGCGAUGGCCAACAUCUGCACGACCGACCUCGCGCGCGACCUCCUCGGCGACAUCCUCGCGCUCAUGAACAGCCACAAGCCGUACGUGCGCAAGAAGGCGACGCUCAUCCUGUACAAGCUCUUCCUCCGCUACCCGCAGGGCCUGCGCCUCAGCUUUGACCGGCUCAAGGAGCGCAUGGAGGAGCCCGACGUUGGCGUCGUGAGCUGCUCCGUCAACGUCAUUUGCGAGCUCGCCAACAAGAAGCCCAAGAACUACGUCGGUCUCGCGCCGCAGUUCUUUCGCCUCCUCACGACGUCGUCCAACAAUUGGAUGCUCAUCAAGGUCGUCAAGCUCAUGUCGUCACUCGUGCCCGAAGAGCCUCGCCUCGCGCGCAAGCUCUUGGAUCCGCUCGCGACCAUCAUCCAAAACACGCCGGCCAAGUCGCUCUUGUACGAGUGCAUCUCGACGGUCACGACCGCACUUCUGUACACGCAGAAGAGCGACGGGUCCCAGCCCCGCAACGUGCCGGCCAUCGUCAAGCUCUGCAACGACCACCUGCGCCGCUACAUUGAAGACCCGGACCAGAACCUGCGGUACCUCGGCCUCGUGGGCCUGAGCAACCUCAUGCAGAGCCACCCGCACGUCAUCAGCGAGCACCAGCAGAUCAUCCUCGAGUGCCUCAGCGUCGAAGACACGACGAUCCGCCUCCGGUCGCUGGAACUCCUCGCGGGCAUGGUCUCGCCCGAGAACGCGCCGGCCAUCAUCCAGGAGCUCAUGCGCCACACGAUGGUGUCGGACGGCGUGUACCGGCAGGAGCUCAUCGUCAAGAUCCUGCACGUCUGCUCGCUCAACAAGUACCACAACGUGCAAGAUUUCGAGUGGUACAUCCGCAUCCUCUGCCAGCUGAGCAAGCUCCCGGGCAAGGAGGCCUCGUCGGUCCACGGCGCCGAGAUCACGCGCCAGCUCAUGGACAUCGCCGUGCGCGUCAAGGGAAUCCGCAGCGUCCUCGUCAAGUACAUGAUGGCGCUGCUCCUCGACAAGGCUGCGCUCCAGGACGCAGGCGCGGCCACGACGGCGCAGGUGCUCUACGCCGCGGGCUGGAUCGUCGGCGAGUACAUUUUGGACGACGACGAGAGCGACGGCGAAGAAGCCCGCCUCGAGAAGAUGGUCGACGUGGUCGAUGUCAUGCUGCAGCCGUCGACGACGUCGCUGCCCGCCAACGUCCAGGCCGUCUACAUGCACAACAUCCUCAAGCUGCUCAUGGCGGCCGCCGAGAAGGCCGACGACGCGACCGUCGAGCUCGUGGCCAAGAUGAUCCUCGAGCGCCUUCCCGCCUUUGUCCAAAGCGAGCACAUUGAGGUGCAGGAGCGCGCGUGCACGCUCGAGCACGUGGUCUUGGGCCUCGGCCUCGGCCUCGACGCGCUCUCGCCCGAGGACCGCGCCAACCGCGUCUUUGGCGGCGCCAUGAUCACGACGUCAGAUGGCCGCCUCGGCGUCCUCAACGGCUUCUUCAACGAGCCGCUCGCGCCCGUGGGCGCCAAGGCCCAGCGCAAGGUGCCGCUGCCGCCGGGGCUCGACCUCGACACGCCAUUCGCCAAGGAAGAAGCCGCGUUUCUUGUGGCCGGCGAUGCCGACGGCAGCACGACCGACGAUGAGGUGUCGUUUGUGCACUCGUCGCACGCCAAGGAGCCUGAUACGGGGUACGUCAACCUCGGCGCGACCUCGUCAAGUGACGAGGAGACGGACGGCGAAGACGCCAAAGCGAUCCUCGAGAAGCAGUACGCGAUGGAGCAGGAGCGUCUGCGCCAAGACCCGUUCUACAUCAAGCCGUCCCACAGCGCCGCGCCCAACGACGACAUGUUUGGCAACAUUCUCAAUGCACUCGACGCGAAGAAAUCCAAGAGCAAGAAGAAGAGCAAGACGCCCAAGAAGCAGCGUGCGAUCGUCCUCGACGACGUCAUGCCGGACGGAGGCGACUCGAGCGAGGACGAGGGCGGUCGGCGUGGUCGCCACGGGAAGCGGCGGUCGUCCAAGGACGUCGACUUGGCCGAGGUCGACCUCACCAUGCCGCUGCGGGACGACGAGCGCAUUCCCGACUCGCAUUGGCAGCACCGCCAGGUCCUCGACCGCGCACCGAGCAUGAACGACGACGACGACGACGGUGGCAAGAAGAAGAAGAAGAAGAAGACGAAGAAGACCAAGGACGAGCCAAAGCCCAAGAAAUCGAAAAAGGCCAAGGAGGUCGAGAUGGUGCUCGUCGAGGAAGAGGUCAAGAAGCCGAAGAAGAGCAAGCAGAAGAGCGGGAAGGAGGCCAAGGAAGACAAGCCCAAGAAGAGCUCCAAGAAGAGCUCCAAGAAGGCGGCCGACGGCGGCGGCGUGCUCAACGACGAACCGCUCCUCAUGUUUUAA